GACCUCAGUCACACACUAACUAGAGCACAAUGAGGAUCUGUAUCUUGAUAACAGCUUCACUUCUCUGCAGCCUCGUUUGGAUCUCCUUCUCAGGUUUGAAGUCUCAGACUGUGGAGGUCCAGUCUGGUGAUGAAGCCACACUGCAGUGCUCCAACUUUUCCAUUGUUCCCUCAGAGAUCAUCUGGUUCAGACUGAACAGAAGUGAGCCUCGCUGCAUCUCCCAUAUGUUUAGGUCUUUUGAACCUGCUACAUUCUGCAGUGGAUUCAAAGAUGGAAAAUUCAACAUGACAUCAAACAUCUCCACUGUCUUCCUCAACAUCAAACAAGUGGAUUUGUCUGACUCUGGACUUCAUUUUUGUGGAUAUUAUGUGAGCAGAUAUCCACUGAUUGUUGAUGCAACAUUUUUAGAGGUUCAAGAAGUGAAUUAUGAAAUGAUAAAGCUGGUGAACGUGGUCCUGGUUGGUCUGAUUGUUUUCAUGGUGAUGAUCGUCAUUUGUCUGUCUGUUAAAAUCACAUGGCUUCACAAAGCUCUUAAUGAAGAAAUGGACCCACAACAGGACGAGAAUCUUGGCGCAGACGGCCUGAUCUAUUCGGCUGUGACUAUUCGUCCAAAAACCAAGAGAAACCUCAGGCCUGACCCCGACAGAGAAGACGACAAGGGUUGUAUUUAUUCAGGCACCAGAUAGACUCAGGAAGCACCUGCAACCGCAGCUAAAAUAAAACAUAGGAACUGAUGCUUUAUAAUUAAUGUGAUGGUGUGUUUCAAAGUGGUUACUAGAAGUACAAAACAAAUUCCAAAUAAUGUCGAGAGCGAACCUGAGCAAACCACUAGGCCAAAUGUGUUGUUGGUUCCUCAUAAUUAUCAAAUAGAAACCUCUUUGUGAUGGUGAAGGAUACCUACAUCCUCCCCACACCACAAACAAACUGUUGGGGAUACAUUUUUGGUCUGACUCUCCUUUCUUUGUCAAUGCCAAGGUCAUCAUUUUGAUUGUUAUGCUGACGAUACACAGGUUUAUCUGUCCAAUGAACUAUAUCUUGCAGGAGGUCUGAUGUAUAAAGAGAGACCUCACAAACUAGAGCACAAUGAGGAAAUGUAUCUUGAUAACAGCUUCACUUCUCUGCAGCCUAAUUAUUUGAGCGCAGAGAGUUUCUUUCCUUUUAUUUCCUUCAACCUCAUUGAACGAAACCAGACAGCCCACUGGUACCUGAAGAAGAAUAAACCCACUCUAGCAACUAGAAAGACAAUAGAGCCUCUUGUUGAGGAUCAGACUUCAUGGUGCCUUUUCCCUCUCCCUGUGCCAUGGAAAGCUACCUGAGUCUGUUGAUUUCAACAUUCAACAGAUUGAAGAUCAACCUAACCUUGCACCGAUCACCAGGAAAGUGAUUCCAAGUAAGGCUUUUGUCUGGGCAGAAUACUUUAGAAGCUUUUAUUUAUAACAACUGAUAAUUGUGCAUUAUUGUUGACUGAACGUCACAUUCUGUUUAUUAUCUGCUGUAAGCUGCUGCAUUUGUUUUAUCUUGGCUGCAUCUCUGUGAGAAGCCUCAUUUGAGUUAUUCACUGAGAUCACAAAGAGACCUAAAGGACUCUUACUCCCAGAAUCCCCUGCAAUACUUCACACCUACGUGUGAAGAAAGGGGGGGACCGGAACCUCUCUCUUCUCUUGGAGGGGACCUGAGGUAGACCCCCCAUGAAGCAGGCCAGGCUACAAAGCUCCAAGACUUCUAUUGUUCUUUCUCUUUCCACGCGCUGACUUCAAGUGUUCGGAGACCCAAGCUCACCUCCUGUUUUCUGCAACCAUCUUCCUGUGUUUUAAGUUUUGGCGCGCAGGUAAUCCGCGGCCGGCAGUGUUCUAAAUUCCGAGCUCGGAUUGUCCAGUUAACGCAUCUCAGUUUCUCGGAGAGCGUCAGACUAUAACAUAUUAUCAGAAAGAUAACGGUCUUAUUCCGUCCUGCAACGAAAGGACAUCAACGGACAUCUUUCCACUCGACGGAGAACCAAUGAAGCCGAAAGUGACCCUCGCCGCCAUCAAACGCCUCUGCACCAGGACGGACAGAAGAUCUGUUCCAUUGCCGGACUCUUUUUCCUUCACCAAUCGCGGUCAAAGCGAUUCACAAGUGAGGCUUAAUUAGGUCUGGGCAGAAUUAGCUUUAGAGAGUGUUUAUGACAAUUGAUUGAUUUGAUGUGAAACUGUAAUUUUUAUCUUUGUUGGACCGCCGCGUCCUGAGUUUUACCUGUUUAAAACUCUUGUUGUUGUCUCGGACCGCUGCGUCCCAUAUGUGUUUAGCGUAACAGCGUUAUAACCGGGUAUUAUUCUUCUGAUCAGAAAGGCCAGAGUAAGCCGUAUUAACUUGAAUUCGGCCAUUGGUUUGUUUCUGUGAAUGAAGGGAAUUACUCCGAGUUGUGGCGCGGGAUUCGGACUGUGAUCCGGCCUCUACAGGCAUGCAUUUCUCUCCUCCUCUACUCUCCUCUUUUCUCCCCUUUUACUAACACACACAGACACAUACACACACACACACACACACAUAACACACAUAUACACAUAUUCCCGUGUAGAUGCACAUCUGGAGACUAACUCUACCACCGCGCCAUUACACACAUAGGCUACACACACACACACACACACACACACACACACACACACAUAGAGAUCUGUACACUCGCGGCCAUUCAAACGCCUCAGAGACACAGAUCGUGUAGGGCCGAACUCGGUCUCUUUUAGACAUUAAGGCCACGUUAGGUCUUUGUUAGGUGUGCGCCAUCGGAAAGGCGACCACGUGGGACGAAGCAAUUUCCCCCCUUUUUCCCCUCCUCUCUCACACACACACACACACACACACACACACACACACAACUACACUUUUACACCUCAUCCACAAGCCUUGCUUGAUAAUGUUUGUUGCUUAGAUUAGUUUAUAAUAGUUAUUGGUUUGAUUAAGUUCAUUGAUUUUGGAUUGAUGUUGCUUUGUUUAAAUAAAUUCUGUUAUAAUUUUAA
Molecule: messenger RNA, 2993 nt
Organism: Labrus mixtus (cuckoo wrasse)
Lineage: Eukaryota; Metazoa; Chordata; Actinopteri; Labriformes; Labridae
Exons: 5
Coding region: 30-686 (218 amino acids)
Biological process (GO): response to bacterium
Source: RefSeq, a predicted model, not a curated record